Oncorhynchus keta (chum salmon) is the source of this 5114-nucleotide messenger RNA. RefSeq names its product regulating synaptic membrane exocytosis 4 (gene rims4). Gene Ontology annotation, biological process: positive regulation of synaptic transmission; regulation of membrane potential; calcium ion-regulated exocytosis of neurotransmitter. The transcript is spliced from 6 exons. Gene Ontology annotation, molecular function: small GTPase binding; transmembrane transporter binding. The record is from RefSeq and is a predicted model, not a curated record. Lineage: Eukaryota; Metazoa; Chordata; Actinopteri; Salmoniformes; Salmonidae. Gene Ontology annotation, cellular component: presynaptic membrane; cytoskeleton of presynaptic active zone. Bases 526 to 1392 code for a protein of 288 amino acids.
AGUCAAGCACAAGCUGUUGAAAUCGUAAAUGCCUCUCUCCGCCGAUCUUUAUCACCCAGAGCAACCAGACAGACACCGACGCCAUUGCAGUGCACAGGAGAACCCUACCCUGGGUGAAGCUACAUCAAUAGAGCAUGCUACGUAGGAAUAUACCUUCUCUUCAACAAAACAACAGACUCCACUGAACUGAGAGUCUGUUUUUCCAUUCAAUUCUCCCCAGAAUUAUUCUAUUUUCUCAUUCUAGGACAGCAUUGCUCCUCUCCUCAGCGACUACCCUCGAAGCAGACACUCCCACAACACACCAGGACACCCCAGUCUGACCAAACAAAAGUUGUGGAAACCUAUCAACUUUGGAGAGAAGCCUAUCUUUACGGCCGGAUAUACGGUGGCCUUCCAGUGCAGAGAGAGAGUGACAUUUGGGUAGAGAAAGAGGGGAUUUGGGGAUUUUUCUCUCUUCUGGUGGGUCUGUGAAAGUCUGUCAAGACGCCGCGUGCCGUGCUCCGUGUGAAGAAUGCCCAGGCGAGGAUGGCCAAGCCGGCUGAGCCAGCCCCAACACCUGGGCUCUACAUGGAGCGCUCGCAGAGUCGGAUCAGCCUGUCGGCCUCCUUCGAGGCUCUGGCCAUCUACUUCCCCUGUAUGAACUCUUUUGAUGAGGACGAUGUCGGUAAGCAGCCUAAAGAUGCUGAGGGUAGAAGGCUAAAGGGGAUCCAAAGGAGCACUGAGACGGGACUGGCUGUAGAGAUGCCCAGCCGCACUGUACGCCAAGCCAGCCACGAGUCCAUUGAAGACAGCAUGAACAGCUACGGCUCAGAGGGCAAUCUAAAUUACAGUGGGAUGUGCCUUGCCUCUGACGCCCAAUUCAGUGACUUCCUAGAUGGGAUGGGCCCUGCACAGUUUGUUGGGCGACAGACAUUAGCCACAACAUCAUUGGGUGAUGUUGAAAUAGGCCUGUUGGAGAGAAAUGGUGGUUUGGAGGUGGAGAUUGUGCAGGCCAGAGGACUCACACAGAAACCUGGAUCCAAAGGACCUCCAGCGGCUUACAUUAAAGUGUACCUACUUGAAAAGGGGAUCUGUGUUGCAAAAAAGAAGACAAAGUCGGUUAGGAAAUCCCUGGACCCUCUCUAUAACCAAGUGCUGGUGUUCUCGGAGAGUCCACAGGCGAAAGUCGUUCAGGUGAUUGUUUGGGGAAACUACGGACGCAUGGAUCGUAAAUGCUUCAUGGGUGUCGCCCGCAUCUUAUUGGAGGAGCUGGAUUUGACAAGCAUGGUGAUUGGCUGGUACAAGCUUUUCCCCACCUCGUCCAUGGUGGACCCCACGAUGGCACCAUUGAUCCGGCACUCUUCCCAACUGUCCUUGGAGAGCACCGUGGGCCCAUCCUUUGAGCGCUCUUAAGAACUUUGCUAACAGGCUCUUUGUUGAACACACCCUUCCCUUUGUGUGCCCCCCAAAAGAAAUGCACUACCCCUUCAGAGGGACAUAUAUUGACCGUAGUGUACUGCUCUGAGAUGGUUAGUGACACUGGCCUUGCACUGUUUUUCAGAAAUAAUUUAUUUUAAACAGCAGAAAAAGGGGGCACCAAAGUUCUAGAAAGACUUUGAGAAUAGGAGUUCCUUAUUCUUACUCUUGACUUAGGCUGUUUUUUUACAUGGCCCCAGAUAAUAUGUCAAUGCGUGUCAUGGGAGCAAGAGAGAGGUUUGCUGCAACCCUCCUUCUGGGGAUGUUUCAUUCCUGUGUUCUGGUGGCAGCCAUUGGGUCUGAAGCUGAAGUUUGCAACACAGAGGGGAAUGUGCAAUAUCAUGGUUAUAAUGUAGCUGGUACAGAAGCAAAUAAGCCAACACAAGUUCUAGAAAUCUACCACCAAGGAAAGCAGAUUCUCUCUACAAUUAAAUAAGCCAAGCUGAGAAUUCAAAUUUAAAUUGAGCUUAAUAAGUGUUGUUUGAAUAGAUUUAAGAUUGUCUUUGAAGCUUGUCUAAUAUUUUAACAGUUUCAACUGUGCCAAUUUACCAGUAAGUGUCUUGACUUUGUGGCUUGUGCCAUUGUUCAAAAGGGUAAUUUUGGAAAGGAAACAUCUGAUUACAGCUCGUGACAGGGGCACUGAAGCUUCAGUUAGAGCUGUCCUUUUUUAAAUUACAAUCAUCAUUAUGACACUGUCAAAGCAGGUAGUCACAACUCCACAAGUGAAGCAGUGAGGAAAGCUUGAAAUAUAUUUUUUGAUCAUCUACAAAGGUCUGAGAGGAAAUAUGACAGAUAUAUAAUUAAAUCAAAGGAAUUUACAGAAAAUUGUAGAGCUGUAUUGUAAUGAAAAUAACAUGUAUUUUAUUUGGCCGCUUUAUUAUAGAUGUUUUUCUAUUAGUCUUGAGUGAGCCAAAGUGUGUUUUCUGAUUUAUUUGAUUCAUGUUCAAAGGGCAGAGACGCAGAACUUGGUAGCAUAGUAAGGUUGUAGCAUUAGGUGGUAGCAUCUGCAUGACAGAAUACCGUAUUAGCUUAUCACAAAAUAAUAAUAGUAAGCAUGAGAUAUUACAAGGGGAAGUGAAACAACACAAGUUGGUUAAAACUAAAUUGUAAAUUGAUUGAGGAGCUAAAAGACAAAAGACACACAGUGCCAACGAACAGUUAAGUGGUUCAACAUGUAGAAUGGUCGGGAAAUAAACAGAAGAUUAUGGCCAAUGUUCUGGUCAGAGGGGAUAGGCUUUUAACCAUUCACUGGAACAUUGUGUAUUGUCCUUAACAUGUAGCAGUUAAGUUCAGAUUUAUGAAGAUUAUUGCAAUUCUGACUUAUGUGCUACUGUUGAAAACAGAAUAGCUAUAUUAACUUUAAAGAAAUACGUGUAUUUGGUCCGUUUAAGUACUACACAGAACACCCGGGUCUAGCUAGAAUGAGCCUACAUGUUGUGUAUAAUGUAUUAAGUCAAAUUUUUAUGAAAUGUAAAAAAAUUAAAAUAAUAUGGAGACAACAUUUUGAAAAUGCUGAAUUAACUUGAAGACUAAAUUCAAGUCUUAAGAUGAACAUUAAAUUGUAGGCACAGCAUCAAAGUGAUGAAGAUAAGAGCUCACUAGAGCAGGUAGCACUGGUACAGGAAUAUGAUACCAAGACUUACUGUUUUGAAACAUGUAUUUUUCCAACCAAUAUCUUCAUUUUGUAAAGCAAUAAGUAGCAGCACCCAUCCACAACAAUCCACAACAAACCUCCAUGUUAUGUCCCUCGAAGUGUGAUGUAUAAGGCUAAAACUAUUAUUAAGCUAAUACAACCUGUAAGUAAUUUAUAUGCUAUCCAGUGUAGACAAUAAGUGUGUAAAGUAUGUACUGUAUGUAUGUAUGUAUGUAUGUAUGUAUGCAUGUAUGCAUGUAUGCAUUUUUUCAGUUCAAACACACACAUGCACACACACACACACACACACACACACACACACACACACACACACACACACACACACACACACACACACACACACACACACACACGUGUGUGAGUGAGUGUAUAAGUGUAUGCAUGUGUUUGAACUGACAAAUGCUACAUCAUUAGGGUUGCCCAAUAGGACAAGAGGACAAAAUUAAACAGAGUUGGUGAUAGGUUGAGAAACAAUUUCACUCAUAGUCUGACUAGAAAACUCAUUUACCACAUUGUACCAAGUUUACAAUCAAACAAGAAAACAUUUGGAUUGAACCUUUACUAGCCUGAACAUAUUAUAUAGAAGAGACAUGAAAAGAAAGACGCCAUAUUAUUAAAGAAUAUUGGAAAAACUAGUUAAGGAUUUAAAACAUUUGUAAAAAAGUGCAUUGUACUGUACGAUUGUAUUUUGUACAUUUCACACAUGACAAAAUGUAUAGAUCAAAUCAAUCUACUUAUCUUAAAUGGAAUGUUUUUGUUUUUUUUAUUUCUUUGUGCCAAAAUAUUUUCUUUUUAUAUGUAAAACAAACCUUUGGGGAAAAAUCUGUUUUCAAAAAUAACUGAUAUUAUUUAGUACCAUGUCAACUGAAAGAUACACAUGGCGUUAAAUAAUCUCCAUUUUAAAACUGAAGUCAUUUUCCAAUCAAAAACUGAUGGAAGGUUUUAGUUUGAGGAAUAACCUUUAUCAAUUAAAGACAAUAGCUUCCAGGCUUCUGUUCCUUAUACCAUUACUUUCUAAAUCAAUUUAAAGUAGCUAUAUGAAAAAUUAAGAAAAGAAAAGAAUAUUGACAUUGCAUGGUUGUCAUUCACCUACUUUAGUACUUCGGUGUACCAUUUUGGAUUUCCAAAUGGAAUGGAACAUGGUUUAUUGUAAAAUUCACCAACUGUGAUAUAAUAAAAAAAUAAAUGUUAUGAUUGAAUGAAAAACAUUGGUAUUGUAGGAAAUGUUUGAAGAAUGCUCAAAAUAUUAACCAUGUAACUACUUACAACUGCAACCCGAUUUCAAAUUUAGCUUGUGGUUGUCUCAUAUACUGUAUCUCAGCCAUAGAGGUAUGAUAUCGCCUAUCCAACAGUUUAAUUCAUGGGUCUGAUGCAGUGGUGUGUGACUUUGAGUUUGUUGUAAUGAGAUGUUUCAAUAUGGUUAAUUGGUGGAGAAUGUCAAAAACACAAAAAAUGUGCUAUCAUCAGAAUCCCUAUCCCUUUUGUUUUACUCGUAUCUGUCAUGCACAUUUAAAUUCAUUACCAUCAAUUGUGAUGCAAGUAGAGGCCUUAAAAACACAAUAAUCAUACCAGAUGACUUAACAAUCCUAAAAUGUAAUUCAAGGGGAAAAAAAGUGUGAAAAUGAACUGUUUUUUUUUCUUCGAUGUCUCAACUUAUUUUGAAUUCAAUUUUGUCCAAUGCUUAUUUUGUCACAGUUUCAUUUGCCCCAUGUGUCUCUGUUGCUUUGCGGGUUUGGGUAUUUAAAAGAGGAAAGCACUGUUUUAUGUUCAUAAAAUACAUGGGUGUGUUUCAACUAGACCCAGAGCAUAUCAUUUUCUUGUGCAGAGGUGUGGGAUGAAAUGGGGAACACAUCCUUUCUGAUGCUGUUAAGCAUGUGGAUCCUUGGUUUAUUCACAAUAAUUUAUAACAUGAAUAUUUGAAAUUCUUUCAAACUAAUUGUUGAGUAAUGCAUAAUUUGGUGAAUUAUUAUUCUAUUCCAACUGUCAAUAAAAUAGUUUACUCCUA